This is a messenger RNA of Penicillium cosmopolitanum, 7191 nucleotides long. RefSeq lists its product as uncharacterized. The coding region runs from base 1 to 7191 and encodes 2396 amino acids. Gene Ontology annotation, biological process: protein deubiquitination. The transcript is spliced from 12 exons. Gene Ontology annotation, cellular component: cytosol; nucleus. The record is from RefSeq and is a predicted model, not a curated record. Gene Ontology annotation, molecular function: cysteine-type deubiquitinase activity; cysteine-type endopeptidase activity. Lineage: Eukaryota; Fungi; Ascomycota; Eurotiomycetes; Eurotiales; Aspergillaceae.
AUGAAGUCUCCUACUUCCGAAUUACCUGAACCUAUCGACUCCUCAUCUCCCACUCUACAUGCCGCCCUUCCACAAUCACCUUCUCCGAACGCGACUCCGACUUCAAUCCCCAACUCAAAUGCCGUAUCUGCCUCCGCUCCUUCUUCCCCCGAAGCAAGUCCUCAGAUCGAAAUCGCCGACCCGGAAGAUAUGGAACAAGACUCCAAUCACUCAAAUUGGAGGCCCUUGGAGGAAAUCGUCCGCCGUGAUUCUCAGUCGGACCUUAUUCAAGACAUCGCCGACAUGACUCCAUUGGUCGACUUGUUUCCACGGGUCCGUCCAGAGCUCAGUGCUUCGAACAGUGUCGCAAGAUUCAUUCAGAUCAUGGAUAAAGGUGAUAUGUACGAUGCUGCUGCCAUCAUACAGAAAGUCCAGACCUGGAUGGACCACUGUGCUCGUAACCUGGAUCUCUUGACCCUGCAAACCUAUGUCCAACAUGAGGACUUCUGGUCAAAUUUCCCGACCAUCGUGGAGUUUGUCCUCCGCCGCAAAACCGACCUUCCAAUCAACGACGGGGUGGGCUUGCUGCCCUGCCUCAAGAGGUUUCUUUUGGACUAUGUGCAGAUCACCCUCCACCUGAUUGAACAGGAUUCCAUCCUUUUGCAGGUCCUGGCCGACGAACCCGAUCAGCAAACACCAGAAAGCAUGUCAAAGUCUUAUCUGCAACAGCUGGGAUGGCUGGUCUCCUUUCAAAGCAUCCCGCUCUACGGCGCCCUGGACAGGAUGUAUGGUAGGGAAUUCCGAGCGGUAUUACUAGACGUCCGAGCCCAAACUCUUGGCCCGUUGAAUGCCGCCUCGAAGCUCUCUGACUAUUGCGCUCUUGCCCUCGAGCUCACCCCCAAACACCCCCAGCUUGUACAGAUGCUGUUUUUCUAUCUCACGACCAUCUGCGGCCUUCUUGACUGCACUUUGGAGUCACUAGAGAACACCGAUCUUCUCAUUUCAGAAACUACGAAUUCAACUACUGCCCCGAUCGAUCAGCUUUACACUACUCUCAGGUCGAUCGAUCUCAAAUACCAGGAAUGGAUCACAAAAAAAUCCCCCUGGGCCACGAGCGAUAUUAGUGACAUGGUCAUCGGGCGUCAGUUCCCUCGCAACCUGCAGGCUCUCUGCCGUCGUGGCGAUGAAUUUUUGCGCAGACUUUCACAGGACAUGGCGAUCGAUCUCCCUGACCAUACUAGCACCGACGAGAACACUCGCAUCCUUCUCGGGGGCUGGAAAUUUGGAAUCCUGAAGAAGCAUUUCAUGGAAGGCCGCAUGGAGCUUCGAGUCCAUGGUGUUGACAAAAUGCAGGCUGCACUGGUCGACGUAUGGAAGGAGUACAUUUCACAGAAUCCCGAUGGCAUCUCGGAUCCCUUUGUCCAGUAUCUCGUCCGCUUCAUCAAAGAAAACAAGAUAGUCGACUAUCUUGUGGGCGUUGAUUCGCAUCCUCAGCUGAUCGGUCGGAGCAGCAACAUCGUCGGGUUCUUGGUGGUGACAUCAACAUACACGGAUCGCGAAACAGAUGUCAUCUGGAAGGCUGUCACAGAAAGCCAAGACAGCCGUAUUGUCUCGGAGGUAUUGUCGAUGCUGACGAAGACUUUCUAUAUGCACACGACUGCCUCCCCAGCCUUACUCUACCUUUGCGAAAAGCUCUCUAGCCUCCCUCUCGACAAAUUCGACGCGGGCAUGCUCGAAUUUUGCGACAGCCUUCUUGGCCAAAUGACCCCCAGGCAUAAUCCUGGACACAUAUUCAUGGAUCAGUCAGACACUCAACAUGCAUAUGCGAUUCCUCUGCGGCUCUGUGUUCGUAUGAUCCGAGAGAGUACCGUGGCAGAAGAUCUGUCUGCGGACCAAAGGACGAAACUGCAAAGCUUUGGCAGUCGCAAGCUCUCCGAUUUCAUCAAGGCCGGCAUUGGUGAAGAUGACCGAAUGGAAAUCGCUCAGUGCCUCGUUCCCCAAUGGGACGCGUCGGAGAUGAGAAAGCUCGCAACGGAUUUCGACUUGACUCGACUGGUGAUCAACGACAUGUUGCAUACCGUUAACGGGACAAACUUUGAUCUCGCCGACUGUUUCUCCCAGCACGGCCUUGUGUCGCGAGUCGAAAUUUUAUCUCGGUUGAUCAACCAAGCCCCGGAGACUGUGACCCCGGAGCUCGGAAGUGCAUUGUGGAAUCAGAUACUCCUGUCGUCGAAACUAGGACCGGAAGGACACCGGACUGUCUGGGCCAUGAUGGUCAAUUCUUUGAGUCGCAGUGCCGCGCCGAACUCAUUUCUCGACCAAUGUAUCCAUGAACACAUGCCUCACCUGGCACCCAAGGACUACGACUUUGAACUCCUACUGUUUGCGAAACAGUCGGUCAAUUACGAAAUCCGAUUCAAACCACCCCCCGCAGCUGGUGAAAACGAGAUUGUAUUUAUCCCCGGAAUGGAUCGCAUUUGGGAUAUCAUACUCACCACUCCACCGGGUACGGUUGAGGCCGAUGCAACAAAAUUCGCCAUCGAGGUUUACUUGGAUCACCAGAUCAUUCAAACCGCUCCGCGAUCUGCCGUAGACGCUACCCAUGUUUCCAUUGUCGGCCGUUACGGUAUGGCUACGAAUGGAGCGACUGAGAUGGAGAUUGGUGAUGCGAGUGAAUCCGAAGAAUUAGAUGAACUCAUGUUCACACGUUCGCUCCUGUUUCUCCAUCAGCUUCUGGAGGGCCUGCGAACUCGUCCUCGGUACAGCCCUCCCCAAGGUUCGCCGCCAACCUUGCCUCAACGACCACUCCGAGGCAGCCCACUGGAUCUGAGAUGGCAAUCCUUCCGCGAUGGCAUCCAAUCACAGAUUCAAUCACUACGGAUCGGAGAUGAUUCCACGGCAGCAGAGUUGACAGAGAGACUCACCCAGCUCACUGGCUUUUCGAAGUUCUCAACGAUUGCUGCAGGUGCUCGUUUGGACCUGUUUGAGAAACCCGACACCCGCCUUAAGGAGAUCAAAGCUCUUCAGGCCGGCCUCCUGAUAAUUCGGAAGUCGCCAGAUGCCGAAGAGUUGCAACGCAGCAAUAAAUGUCAAUCACUUACAUCGGUGGACUCUGAGGUGAUGAAGUAUUUUGAUGAUAUCUACCAAUUCCUGGCGCUCAGUGAGCCGCUCGCCGAGCAGACCUUCACGUUCCUUACUGCCUUCCCGCCAAAUGAUUGGGUCUUGGAGCGUGUCAAGUCUCAGACUAGCAAUGCCAACGAUCUUUUCCCCUUUGAUCGGCCUUAUAUUGCUUUCUACAUGUUCCAUACAUUGCUUCAUUGCAUUGAGGACGAAGCUACUGAGGUGUCUCCAAACUAUGAUUUUAUCCGCCAUAGUAUUGAUGUUUUGCGUGACCUCUUGAUGGCCGACAAUUUAUCCAAGCUCCGGAGUGAAGACCUGAUCAUUUCCGCCCUUGCUAUGUCCGCAGUUGAUCUUCUGCUACGUCUGGUAUCAAUGUGUCCUGUGGAAAAUGACAAUCGCGUACUGUUUGCCGGCCCACAGCCACUCAUUAAACGGCUUCUGAAUUUUAUCGACAUUGCUCGCUCCUUUGACAGCCCUGCUUCAAUCCAGCUCGGCCAGGGGCUGACAUGUAACUCAUUUGCAGUUCUUGUCGAAGCUUCACUGCGAGAUCACACCUUUUGGACGACUUUGAAAGAUUCAAUCGCAGUUAACGAGUUGGUCCGGUCCCUUCUACUUGAACAGCCCCACCAGCCGAGCCGCAACGACGUGGCCGAGCGUAUCAAAAAAGCCUGUGGUUUACCGAAACCUUCGAAGAAGUCACCAAAUGGCAAGGUUGAUGAAGGGGCGGUCAUCUCUGUAUAUUCUACAGAGAAUCCCUCCCACAUUGACAUGCUUGCGACCAUCUGGCAAUCCUUGGUUAACAUCAUUCCAAAUUCGCUUUACUAUGCAACCCAGAGUGCAGAGCUUUUCAAGGUCGCCCUUUCGGUUUUCCAAUCAGUUACAGGGUCGACCCAUUGCGAUGCGACUCUAGAUCGCUACGUCGAUGAGUGGAGUGAGGUAUUGUUUCAGCGACUGGCCUUACGCACCGAGGAGUUUGUUGGCCGAGAGACCGUCGAUCAUCUUGUCUUCGGCAUUGCUGUUCUGCUUGAGCAGUGUCUUGAAACGGCUGAUUUGACCCAGUGGUAUCGGCGAGAAAAUUCUCAGCGAACAUCUUUUCCCAAGCUUUUCCCGGACCCUCCCCCGGAUUCCGACCUCAUGAUUGAGCCACGAGUCCCUGUUCUACACAGCGCAACGCGCCACAAACUUUUAAGCAUUGUCUAUUUGCUUUCAAAGCAAAGCGACGAAAACACCGCGUGUACCAUCAAGCAGCUGGACGGUCUUAUUCCCCGAGGUCAGUCCAAUCUCCGCUCGCUUCGCUGUUCAAAUAUCCUCUUUUCUGACGCGUGGAACGAAGACCACCAAUACAAUGGAUCCUGGAUUGUCGACCGUGCAAAGACACUUCGGGCCCCGGAGGGCUAUGCCGGCCUUACCAAUCUCUCGAAUACGUGCUACCUGAACUCACUGAUGACGCAACUCUUCAUGAAUGUCGAGUUCCGCGACUUCAUCUUGAAGCUUAAGCUCGUUGAGUCUGACACUUCCCAAAGGCUUCUUGACCAGACCCAGAAAGUUUUCGCUUUGAUGCAAAACUCGUGGUUGAAAAGUGUUGAUCCAAUCGACUUUGUCGAGAGUAUCAGGACAUAUGACAAUGAGGCGAUUGAUGUCACCAUUCAAAUGGAUGUUGAUGAGUUUUACAAUCUCCUCUUUGAUCGCUGCGAGGCCCAAAUCGUCGCCCCCGAGGAGAAGAAGAGGUUCCGGUCUUUCUACGGUGGGCAACUCGUUCAACAGAUCAAGUCGAAAGAGUGCCCGCACAUCUCAGAAAGGUUGGAGCCGUUCUCUGCCAUUCAAUGUGACAUCAAGGGGAAGGCCAGUCUUGAGGAGAGUUUGCAGGCAUACGUUCGAGGGGCCUGUCUGAAAGAUGUGCCAGACAAUCUGAUCUUCCACCUAAAACGAUUUGAUUUCGAUAUGGUGACCAUGCUGCGAAGCAAGAUCAACGAUCAAUUCCAGUUCCCCGAUCUCAUCGACAUGACACCAUACAAUGUCGAGUAUCUGUCGGAACCAGAGAAAUCCGCUGAGCCAGAUAUCUUUGAGCUCGUCGGAGUGCUUGUUCAUACUGGCACUGCUGAAUCGGGACACUACUACUCGUACACCCGCGAGCGGCCCAGCACCGAAAAUUCACCUUCCUGGGUGGAGUUCAACGACGCGGAUGUUAGCACAUUCGACCCGACGAAUAUUGCAGAUCAAUGCUUCGGUGGCCAGACAGAGGCCAUGCACAACCUGGGCGGUGUUCCAAUGAAUAAGCUCUGGAGCGCUUACAUGUUGUUCUAUCAACGUGUUUCUUCCAUUGAGAAAUCCAAGCAAAUCUACAAGCCCGCCAAGCCCGGCGUCCCAGUCAGCGCGUCGGUACCAAUUCCGCUGGCCAACCAGAUCACCAUGGAAAAUGAAGUCUUCAUCCGGGCUUAUUGCUUGCUGGAUCCUUUGUAUGCCAGCCUUGUGGUUCAUCAAUUGCGGCUUGUCCAGGAGAUAUCUCCAAGCUACCCAGACAAGCAGACUUCCGAAUCAUUAGCUGUCAGCGUUGGAUUGGAUACAUUUGAGCAGUUGAUCGCAAGAAACAAAGGUCACAUGGGGGCUGAGGAUAUUGUCAGUGAGCUUCACGGAAUGCUGCGCCGGAGCCCACAGACAGCUUCCCGGGCGCUCUGGUGGUUUUGCGAGCAUCCAACUUCAAUCGGAAAUCUGGUUCUCAAGACUGCGAACGCGGAUGCCGAAAUUCGCCAGCGUGGGCUGCUUAUGAUCACUUCGGCACUGAAGCUUUAUCAGAAACACCUGUCCCAGAUGGACUUGGAUGAUAGUGAACGAAAGACUUGCCAAGUUCAGUUUGAGCGAAUUGUCGAGAACAUUGUCGAUCUUUUCGAAGAGCUCUGGCCAAAUGUUCUCACAGUGGCUCGUGCCUGGGAUGACUACUUCGACUUCUUCUCUCGUCUCGCACAGGCCGGUAUGAGUCAUGUUGGCGUUAUGCUGGAUCAUGGGAUCCUUGUCAAGUGUCUGGACGUGCUCUGGCUCGACCAUAAUGAUAAAGCAAGACUGAGGGGCUCAUACCUGCAUUAUAGCAGGCUGGUGGAGAAGGGACGUCGCUUCUCAUACGGUCAAUUGAUGCACCUCUGUACGACGCUAGUGGCGUCGCUUGACUUCUCCCUGACUCCGGUUCUUGCUAACGAACAGCGGAUCUUGUCUGCGAGGGGAAAGUAUGCCCCCAAUGUCAAGGAAGCAAAGAUGCUCUUGUCCACAAACGAUGACGGGUAUAUUCCAUUGUUGAUGAAGCUCUUCCAAACUGAAAACUUCUCCGAAUUGACAAACACUCGGUACAUCAUUGAAUCCUAUCUCCAGUCGGAGCCUGGUUCAGGGUUCCUUCACAAUAUUGUCAAGACACUAGAGAAUGGUCUGCGGCUAUCACCGGUUGAAGUCUGCAUUCCAUACCUUGACGCCACGCUUGUAUUUUGCCAGAAGAGUCCGGACAAGAGGAGUGUCCUCGGUCUGAUUGACCACGUCGCAAAGGGAGUCGAGUCGAUAAACAAUGUGGCGGGACUAGACCAUCUAGAGUUCUUCAUUUUCCUAUGCAAAUCUGAGAAUGAACGGGCCGGGCUAUCUCGCGCAUGGUUCAACCAAGCCGUUCAAGAUCACAUCCCGGACUUUGCACCGACCCUACUCAUCGACACGGACCGAAGGGUGCGCAAUAGUACUUAUGAGCUCGUUGAUGGUUUGUUGUUUGUCGAACAUGAUGACUUGUAUGAUGAAGCCAAGGCGCAUCGCUCAAUGAUUGCCCAUGAACUGGUCGCUGCCUGUCUUCUGCGUAUCUCUCACACCUUUACCGAAAGCAGUUCACUCCCGUCUGUUGAGUCGAGACAAGUUUCCGCCAUUACCUCUGCCAUUCGCUGUUGUCUGGAUUUAUAUUACGAUGACAGCGAGCAGGACUUGAAGGCUAUGGAAGAAGCUAAUCAAACCCUCCUCAUCCUGGAUCAAUUGACGGUCGAAGUCGCCGACGACCUCGAAUCAGGUAUGCGUCCCUUUGCACCACGCAUUCGCCUCCAUCUCAACCCCAAUUCCAAGCCCAAUUUCUAA